This is a messenger RNA of Pantherophis guttatus, 3055 nucleotides long. The record is from RefSeq and is a predicted model, not a curated record. NCBI's taxonomy places the organism in Eukaryota, Metazoa, Chordata, Lepidosauria, Squamata, Colubridae.
GAGGUUUGCAGACUCUUUGCGAAACUCCGUGACACGACCAAACCCGCUUCGUCUCGCCCCUCCCAAUAUCGCCCCAAACACAUUGGAUCUCCAAGAGCUCCUAAACUUGAGCUUUUGCGCCUCUUGGGAACUUUUUAGCCGUAACCCUCGGCAAUUGAGCUCAGGUUAUUGCACUCUUUGCUUCUCUCACCCAAGGAACAAGAAAAGAACGAGCGAGGAGAGAGGUCUGGCGUGAUGGAUGUGGAGAACCGGGAAAGGUUCUCAGAGCAGGAGGGAGAAGGAGAAGAAGAAGAAAUGGAAGGAGAGGAAGAGAUUGUCUUAGAAGACCUAGAACAAAUUGUUGUUCCCAAUUAUGGAACAGUACCUGGCCAGCAAGCUCUUCAUAUGCCUGAAUUGGUAGAGUUUGACCUGAAUCCUGACUCUCUGUACUUUAAUGAUGGCCAAAGAAAAGUUGACUUUGUCUUAGUAUAUGAAGAUGAAAGCAAAAGGGAAAAUCGAAAUACUUUUCAUAAAAAGCAAAAGAGGAAGAGACAAGUCUAUGAGUCAAACCUGAUAAGUCAUGGUUUGCAGCUUGAAGCCACAAAGUCGGUCAUGGAUGAAAAGCUGAUCUUUGUAAAGGUGCAUGGUCCUUGGGAAGUGCUAUGUAGCUAUGCUGAAAUUAUGCACAUCAAAUUGCCUUUGCAACCCGAUGAUACGAAAAGUCAUGACUCAGCACUUACGUGGAUUAGCAGAUUCUUUAAUGUGGAUGAAAAUAUCAUCAACCCAGAACAGGAGUUUUUUACUGCUGCAUUUGAAAAUGAACAUAUUUCAGACUUUUAUAUUCAGGACAAGGACUCUUUCUUCAAUUCAGCAACUAGGAGCCGAAUAGUUUACUUUAUUCUUUGUCGAGAAGAGUAUGCUACGAAAGAUAAUGUAAGAAAGUUUGGUAUCAAGAAACUUCUGGACUCUGGAAUCUACAAGGCUGCUUUUCCACUCCAUGAUUCAAGAUUCAAUUACCAAUCACAGGAUCCUAAGUGCCCAAAUGAACGGCACUUGCUAUACAGAGAAUGGGCCUAUCCUCGAAAUAUUUUCAAACUGCAACCCUUAGAUCUUGUCAGGAAAUACUAUGGUGAGAAAAUUGGGAUCUAUUUUGCCUGGCUGGGAUUCUACACCCGGAUGUUACUUCUGGCAGCAAUAGUUGGUGUUGGAUGUUUUUUAUAUGGUUAUUUCACAAAGGAUAACUGCACUUGGAGUCAAGAAGUAUGUGAUCCAAACAUAGGAGGUAAAAUUAUUAUGUGUCCACAAUGUGAUCAAGAAUGCACAUACUGGAAUCUCAACAUCACAUGUGACUCUUCCAAGAAACUCUGUAUAUUUGACAGCUUUGGAACAUUAGUGUUUGCAGUGUUUAUGGGGAUUUGGGUUAGCUUGUUUUUGGAGUUUUGGAAACGACGCCAGGCUGAAUUAGAAUACAAAUGGGACACAGUGGAGUUUUUAGAGCAAGAGGAACAAAUAUGUCCAGAGUAUGAGGCAAAAUGCCACCAUAUAAUAGUGAAUGAAAUUACACAGCAAGAAGAGUAUGUUCCUUAUACAACCUGUGGAAAGUAUGUACGGAUCUUCUUCUGUACAAGUGCUGUCUUAAUCUGGAUUCUGCUCAUUCUUGCAUCUGUUGUUGGUAUAAUUGUUUACAGACUUUCUGUUUUCCUGGUAUUUUCUGCAACAUUGCCAAGGCACAUCAAUGGAACUGACACAAUACAGAAGUACCUGACCCCACAAUUAGCAACUUCAGUAUCUGCUUCAGUGCUCAACUUCAUCAUUAUUAUGAUUCUGAAUAUUAUCUAUGAGAAAGUAGCGAUAAUGAUUACUGACUUUGAAUUACCAAGGACGCAGACUGAUUAUGAAUAUAGCCUAACUACGAAGAUGUUUUUAUUUCAAUUUGUCAACUAUUAUUCUUCAUGUUUCUACAUUGCAUUUUUUAAGGGUAAAUUUAUAGGUUUCCCUGGUGACCCAGUUUAUUGGUUGGGAAAAUACAGAAAUGAGGAGUGUGAUCCAGGUGGAUGUCUUCUUGAGCUGACAACACAGCUAGCAAUAAUAAUGGGAGGCAAAGCCAUCUGGAAUAACAUUCAAGAAGUGCUUUUUCCGUGGCUUAAAAAUCUGGUUGGGAGAUGCCGCUCAGCUACACGAUCCAAAACUAUUGUUCCUCGCUGGGAGCAGGACUACCAUUUGCAGGCCAUUGGCAAACUUGGAUUGUUUUAUGAAUACCUCGAAAUGGUUAUACAAUUUGGAUUUGUAACAUUAUUUGUGUCAUCAUUCCCGUUGGCACCCCUUCUGGCCCUUAUUAACAAUUUAUUGGAAAUUCAUGUGGAUGCUUGGAAGAUUACCACACAGUAUAGACGCAUGGUUUCCCAAAAAGCCCAACAUAUAGGGGCAUGGCAACCUAUCAUGCAAGGAAUAGCCAUUCUGGCUGUGAUAACCAAUGCAAUGAUAAUUGCUUUUACAUCGGAUAUGAUUCCACGCCUGGUUUACUUCUGGUCAUUUUCAGUCCCACCCUACGGGGAUCACAGUAGCUGUACCAUGAAGGGAUAUAUAAACAAUACUCUUUCUAUUUUUGCUGUAUCAGAUUUCCGAAAUGAAAGCAAGCCACAUGUUCUUCCUGUAUUUGCCAAUUUAACAAUAUGCAGAUAUCGAGAUUUCCGAAACCCUCCUGGACAUAAACAUCAAUAUGAACAUAAUAUUUAUUACUGGCAUGUUAUUGCAGCCAAGUUAGCAUUCAUCCUUGCGAUGGAGCAUGUUGUCUACUUUGUGAAGCUUAUCAUUUCAUAUACCAUUCCAGAUGUGUCAUGGAAAACUAAGAGCAAAAUUAAACGGGAGAAAUACCUAACACAAAUACUUCUUCAUGAAAAUCCUCUAAAAAUUAUUUAAAAAAAUAUGGGGAACAUUGCUGACAAAUUAUUAAAAGGAGCAGAUACCACUUUAUGACCUAAAUGUGAAUAAAUGCUAGUUAGUUACAACAUCUAAUAAUGAGUGAAAUAUUCUAUGAAAUCAACAGAAAUUGGAUUAAAAAUUUAAUAGGUCAAUA